Molecule: messenger RNA, 1209 nt
Organism: Nematocida major
Lineage: Eukaryota; Fungi; Microsporidia
Exons: 1
Coding region: 1-1209 (402 amino acids)
Source: RefSeq, a predicted model, not a curated record
AUGCUUGGCCAUUCUCUCUCCAUGAAGAAAGUGAGCGAUAGCCUGUCGAAUUUAGAAAGUUCAGAGAAUACCAUUGUAAAGCUGUCGCUAGAUUUCAAAAACAUGGUUCACUCUAUAAAUACCUUGCAGAGCGCCCGGGCGAAGUUUUCGUCCAAGCCCUGCAGCAAUCAUGCCCGCCUUCUGAAUAGCCUUCCAUACGACGUCUCCAAAAACACGGCUAUAGAAAUCUCCAGCAGCAUCGCCCCGGAGGAGGCCCUUCUUCUUCAAAGUAUCUCAAAAACCGUGCUUGAGGAGAUUAUCCGGGUGAACACCGUGACUUCAAACGUCCUCCUGAUUGGCGAGGGCAUGGAAGACCUCGACCCGAGCUCGCUUUUGUACGAACACGACAUCCCCAGGGCAGUUUACUCCGUCAUCACCGCAGGCUUCGUGCAAAUCGCAAGCAAGCGGAUGAAUCGGUGGUACAAGGAACUCUCCAAAAUCCCAGAUGCGUGCCGGAUCGAGUAUUUAAAGCAUGCGCACAAAGUGCUCUAUGAGAACCAGGCCGCGGCCAUGUACACCAAAAACACGCUUCUUUUCCCGCUGCAGGCUUUUUCCGCGCACUUCAAAAACGGCUGCUCGGCGCUUAAGUACAGCCCCAGCCGAAUUCCCGUUCUAAACGAAAUUUCUCCCGGAGUUUACGCGCUCGACUGCGCCCUCGAGCUCUUCAUAAAAAACAAGGAGAGAAUAGGGAGCUACUACAGCACAGAGCCAAGAGAAGACUUCAAGCUGAGCAGCCAGGAAAUGGAGCUGCUUGCAAGCCUGUGCGAUUCCUGGGAGAUCGUUAGAAAAGUCCUGGAGGCCAUCCACAAGGUGGUAGACCCGCAGAAGGAGUACGUUGACAUAAAAUACCUGAUCGGAGAACGCGGGGAGUUUACGCUGGGAAGUCCUUCUUCCGUGAAAAAUCCGCUGCAAGUCAGUGCAGUCCACUCUGUAGACGCCUUGGCUUUGGGGGAGACAGAAAGAAGCCUGCCCGUGUGCGCCCGGAAGUAUCUGCAAAUGCGAGUGGAAGCCCACAAUAAAAUGGUCAGAGCAAUGAGCCAAAAGAGAAACGCAGGAGCAAUAAAAAGGGCAAUAAAAGUGGCAGGCGCCGGUGUAGUGCUUUUUGGGUCGUUCAGAGUCCGGAGAAGCGCCCGGUGGAGACCCCCAGCAGAAAGCACGAAAAAACAAUAA